Molecule: messenger RNA, 972 nt
Organism: Cotesia glomerata
Lineage: Eukaryota; Metazoa; Arthropoda; Insecta; Hymenoptera; Braconidae
Product: ubiquitin carboxyl-terminal hydrolase-like
Exons: 6
Coding region: 97-780 (227 amino acids)
Biological process (GO): protein deubiquitination; ubiquitin-dependent protein catabolic process
Cellular component (GO): cytoplasm
Molecular function (GO): cysteine-type deubiquitinase activity
Source: RefSeq, a predicted model, not a curated record
UUUUUCAAAUAUAACAAUCGUCAUCCAGUCUUAACUUUUUUACAAAAGUAAUAACUAUCUUGUUGAAUUCAUUUAAGUUUAAAUAAUUAAACAAAAAUGACUCUGAUACCGCUUGAAUCUAACCCUGAGGUUAUGACCAAGUUUAUCCAUAAAAUUGGCGUACCGGCAAAAUGGAAACUUAGUGACGUCUACGGGCUGGACGAACCAUUAUUGGCAAUGGUACCUAAGCCGGUUUUAGCUUUAAUUUUACUCUACCCAGAAUCUGAAAAAGCAAAAGCUUACGACGCAGAAUUGGAAUCUAAGAUAAAAGCAGAGGGAAAAGAGCCACCGAAGAAUGUUUUUCAUAUGAAACAGUGUGUGUUAAACACUUGUGGAACUGUUGCUUUAAUUCACUCCAUUCUCAACAAUCUUGACCAAAUUGAUUUAAACGACGGAGCUCUGAAGAAUUUCUAUGAAGAAGCCAAAGAUUUAUCAUUCGUUGAGCGCGGUGAAUUGUUAAUGAAGGAAACCAAUGAAAUAAUUGACGCUCACAAACAAUUAGCUCAAGAAGGACAAACUCAAGCACCUCCAGAAGACGAGCCAGUUGUUCAUCACUUCGUAGCGUUUGUUGAAAAAGAUGGAACACUUUACGAGCUUGAUGGAUGCAAGUCAGCGCCAAUAAACCAUGGUCCAACAACCAAAGAAGCUGUUUUGGAUAACGCUGCUAAAAUUUGCAAAGAAUACAUGGCUCGUGAUCCUGGAGAAGUUCAUUUUACAAUGAUGGCUUUGGUAGCCAAUUAAUUAAAUAAAAAUAAAAAUUGCCUCGCGAAUUAAUUAUUGAUUUAAUCAAUAUAUAUUUAAUUUUACGGCUAAAAAUAAAAUGCAGAUGCACAAUAUUUAUAACUGCUAUGAGUGUGAUAAAAAUUUUUGCUAUUUAAGCCCCAAGUUUGUACUACAAAAUAAAAAGAAAAUAAAUUCAGCAAACCAGAAAAA